CCUAGACACUUCUGACGUCACGUAUCACUAAAGUCAAUAGUUUAUCAAAAACGUAAAUAAUUCAAAAUGAUUACACGAUGUUCGGGAUUUUAACAGAAAAUGAAAUUAUACACAUAUCUCAGGAUCGGCUUAAUUUUUUCAGUAGCUUUGGUGAUUUUUUACUUCUACAGUAUUAAAAUACUUAACAAUAAGGGGGAUGUAAACGAAGAAGAGGAAAGCCACAAAGUAACAAAACAGUAUGAAGAAACAACGGAACGAAUCGAAUUUAAAAGAACUGACAUCGUCGUCGCGGUGGUGGCAUGUGGGGACCGACUGCUAGAAACCCUCAACAUGCUAAAAUCGGCACUAAUGUUCACCAAAGAGAAACUAAACUUCAUUAUUUUCGCAGAAGACGCUUUGAUUGAAAGUUUUAAUCAAAAAUUGGAAGAAUGGAAACUGGUAACAAACAACGCUUUCACGUUCAACGUGAUGACACUAACGUUUCCUACGAAAGACGCGGACGAGUGGAAAAGCUUGUUCAAGCCGUGUGCCGCCCAGAGACUGUUCCUACCGAACAUACUGAAAGACGUGGACUCUGUUCUUUACAUGGAUACGGACACGUUGUUUCUGACUCCGGUGGAAAGCAUCUGGACCUACUUCCACAAAAUGAAUUCUAGUCAAAUGGCGGCGCUUGCCCCAGAGCACGAAGAUCCAAACGUUGGUUGGUACAACCGCUUCGCCAAACACCCAUUUUAUGGAAAAUUAGGUGUUAAUUCUGGCGUCAUGUUGAUGAAUCUGACACGAAUGCGGGCGUUCCAGUGGAGCGAAUACGUCGUUCCUAUUUAUAGAAAGUAUAAACUAAAAAUCACGUGGGGUGACCAAGAUAUCAUCAAUAUUAUAUUCCAUUAUCACCCAGGAAAAUUAUAUUUAUAUUCGUGUAGAUACAACUUCAGACCUGAUCACUGCAUGUACAUGAGUGUGUGUAAACCGGCGGAAAAGUACGGAGUUGCUGUCAUUCACGGGUCCCGCGGGUUCUUCCACUCAGAAAAACAACCAGUUUUUCAGGCGAUUUACAGAGCUUUUGAGGAGUUUCAGUUAGGUGGCGACACAUUCAAGGACUUUUAUCAGCCUCUGGAGACGUACUUGGAGCAAACCCAGAACACUAAUUGCGGCCACAUCAAAGACGUCUUUCUUAAAAAUGUUCAACGUUUUGUAGACGUUGACAAUCAGUUGUAGAAUUAAUAAGAAUCUCGUGCAAUUAAUUUAUGUUAAGUUCAUGCCUAAAGUGAACAACGAAGCUGUCCGUAACUAGAAAAUUUUUAUUUAUACACAUAUUUAUACUUUUAUAAGUGCUGCUAAUUUAAGUGAGAAUAUAUUUUUAGCCGCCA
Molecule: messenger RNA, 1367 nt
Organism: Zophobas morio
Lineage: Eukaryota; Metazoa; Arthropoda; Insecta; Coleoptera; Tenebrionidae
Gene: shams
Product: glucoside xylosyltransferase 2
Exons: 7
Coding region: 100-1215 (371 amino acids)
Biological process (GO): protein O-linked glycosylation via N-acetylgalactosamine
Molecular function (GO): UDP-xylosyltransferase activity
Source: RefSeq, a predicted model, not a curated record